Molecule: messenger RNA, 3231 nt
Organism: Brassica oleracea var. oleracea
Lineage: Eukaryota; Viridiplantae; Streptophyta; Magnoliopsida; Brassicales; Brassicaceae
Product: helicase sen1
Exons: 8
Coding region: 146-3163 (1005 amino acids)
Molecular function (GO): helicase activity
Source: RefSeq, a predicted model, not a curated record
UCAGCUUUCCCUCCAAUUCCCAUCUCCUUCCUCUAUCAAACACACAGACCCAAACACAAAAACCAUAGUUUGCGCCUCAGAAAAGCAACCCUUUCUUCUCGCAGUAUUCAACCUCACAGCAGUAACAAAAUCAAAAGUUGGCAAAAUGCGUAUUGAAGGAAGAGACUUGAUCGAUCUCGUGCUAUGUUGGUCUCUUGAAGAAGUACUCGAUGUGGAUCUUUAUAAAGGACAGGUGGGUACGAUUCCUACUGAGUUCGACUCAACCUCAGACUACUUCAAGUCCUUUAUCCCUUCACUUAUCGAAGAAACACACGCUGCUUUAUCGUCCAGCAUAAAGACAUUGUGGCGGUCCCCUGUGGUUGAAAUCACCUACAUUGCCCCAACAGCUGAGUUCGAGCUUCCUAAUAACUUGUUCUAUAAAGUGCAUUUGAGCACCGACGAGUCGUCACUGAUACCAAAAGAUCUCAUUGCGCUUACAGAUAAAAGGCCUAAUCGUGUUGACGGCUUCAACAUUACCAACGAGCCUUAUGUAGUUGCUAUAGUGUGUAAAGCAGAUCCAGACAGGCCUAAUGUUAUCACUAUCUUAGCUUCAAAACCACUUUUGCUUGAGAACCUUCAUCAAAUGAGAAAGAACGAGAAGAGAGAAAGCCUUUUUGGUGUUUAUAUGACUAACAUAACCACCAACGUUCGUAUCUGGCACUCACUGCAUCUUGGUUUACAAGGUGGGAACUUGAAUCUUCUCUCAACAGUCCUUCGGAGAAACAACACUGAUGAUGAUGGAGUUUGCGUUCCGUGUAGAUUUGGAGAGAGUGACGGUCUUGUCCCUAGUCGUUUCCUGAACCUGAAUCCUUCACAGGAAGAUGCAAUACUGAGCUGUUUGGACGUUAGAAGAUGCCGCCAUGGGAACACCAUCAAACUGAUUUGGGGUCCACCGGGGACAGGGAAGACCAAGACAACGAGUAUACUUCUGUUCACGCUUUUGAACGCGAGAUGCAGAACGUUGACUUGUACUCCAACGAAUGUUUCUGUUCUCGAAGUGGCGUCGAGAGUUGUCAAACUAGUCUCUAAGUCUUUAAAGAUCGGUAGCUACGGUCUUGGAGAUGUGGUUUUGUUUGGGAACGGGGAGAGGAUGAAGAUCAAAGAGAGGAAAGAUCUCGUUGACUUCUUCAUUGACGAACGCGUUGAUAAGCUUUACCCGUGUUUCUUGCCGUUUUACGGGUGGAGAGCUUGUAUCAGUUCAAUGAUACGUCUACUCGAGGAUCCACAAGGACAGUAUAAUCAGUUCUUGGAGAAAAGCAAAGACAAUGUUUCUAAAUCGUUUCAGGAAUAUCUACCAGAGAGGUUCAGUGAACUUAGGAAAGAUCUGGAGCUUGCUUUCUCAAGUUUAUGCACGCAUUUGCCUACUGCUUUGCUCUCAACACAAGCCGCAACGCGUAUGUAUGAAUCUAUUGACCUUGUCAAAGACGCUACAAUUUCAGAAGGUGUGAGUGGUGAAGGACUAAAAUCAAUCCUCGCUGUUAAUGGAAUAGGGAGUGACAGAGUAGAAGAUUAUUAUCUAAAGCUGUUGAGAUUGAUCCCUGAAAUAUCCACACUUCCAGGUGGUUGUGAUAGGCAUCUUAUUAGAGAGCUUUGCUUGGGACACGCUUGUCUGCUUUUCUCUACAGCGUCAUGCUCUGCAAGGCUAUACACUGGACAACCAAUACAGCUUCUUGUGGUCGACGAAGCUGCUCAGUUAAAAGAAUGUGAGACAGCCAUUCCUCUCCUGCUUCCAGGAAUCCAGCAUUCGAUUUUGAUUGGGGAUGAGAAACAACUUCCUGCAAUGGUCGAAAGCCAGAUUGCUUUGGAGGCAGGAUUUGGGAGAAGUCUAUUUGAAAGAUUGGCCAUUCUUAAACACAAGAAGUACUUGCUAAACAUCCAAUACAGGAUGCAUCCAUCGAUAAGCAUCUUCCCAAACAGAGAGUUCUAUGGAAUGCAGAUUCAAGAUGCUCCAACGGUUAAGCAAAGAAACUACACAAAGCAAUAUCUUCCUGGCAAAAUGUAUGGUCCCUACUCUUUCAUCAACAUAGCACAUGGUGAAGAACAGUAUGGCCAAGGACGUAGUCUGAGAAACAACGUUGAGGUUGCUGUUGUCUCGGAUAUAAUAGCUAACCUUCUCCAAGUUUCGGAGAGAACAAAGACACGCAUAAGCGUUGGUGUUAUUUCACCUUAUAAGUCUCAAGUAAUGGCAAUCCAAGAAAAGAUUCAGGAGACAUGUAGUGGAGGUGAUGCAGGAGGACUGUUUUCGUUGAAGAUUAGGUCAGUGGAUGGGUUUCAAGGAGGUGAGGAGGAUAUAAUCAUAGUUUCAACUGUUAGGUCCAAUGGUAUUGGAAGAGUUGGGUUUCUUGCAGACAGAAGAAGAACAAAUGUGUUACUCACUAGAGCAAGGUUCUGUUUAUGGAUACUUGGAAACGAGGCGACUAUGAUGAAUAGCAAGUCUGUGUGGAGGUAUCUGAUACAAGACGCGAGAAAGCGUGACUGUAUUUAUAAUGUUGAAGAAGACGAGUCAUUAGCUCGUGCUAUUAUUGAUACCGCGAAAAUCGAGCUUGAUACACCACUGAACAAAUCAAGAUGGAAGGUUUGCUUCAGCGACGAGUUCAAGAAAUCUGUGGGAGAGAUUAAGAACCCGGAGAUGUACAGGAAGAUCAAGAGUUUCUUAGAAAAGAUAUCACAGGGUUGGCUCCAUAAAGAAGAAGAGUCAGAGAGAGAUAGUUUGAUAAAACAAAGCAAGAUCGAUGAUGUUCUAAGGCUGAUUUGGUCUGUAGAGAUUGUCAAGGAAGAGUUUGAAUAUAACCAAGUUCUGAAGAUAUGGGAUGUUGUGCCAUCAUCUGAUGCUUAUGAAGCUGUUAAAAGUCUAAAGGUACACCAUAUGAAAUAUACAGGAGACGAGGUGGAAAAGUGCAGAGCCAGAUGUAUCAGUGGAGACAUAGUUGUACCCUUGCGAUGGUCUUUAGAGUCUACAAGUGCAAAUGGAAGCGACGUUAUGGAUGAGACAUUUGGAUCACCCAACCUUGCGGCAGAAAUGAUGACUUCUGAACAACCAAAUGACUCUCUGGAAGAUGAAAAAGAAGAAGAGGAUAUCGAAAUAGACCGGUUAAGCCAUCUUCUUUCCUCAAUUACUCUGUGACAUGGUUUUCCUCGUAUGAGGACUGUAUCUGCCUUUAGUGUUUUUUUUUGGUCUGAAUGAGUUUUAAC